AUGUCGUCCACCACAUCUCUUAUCACAGGUAUUCCUCAGCGACCCAGCAACCUAAGAAAUUCAACCACUCCCGUCACCACUCCCAAUGUCGGAAGGCGCGGUCCUAGCUCAGCUACGACUACUACUACAGCUGCCACAGACGGCUCAUAUGCGUCUGGUCCGUGUCCGUAUCGGAGGCCGGCGGGGCCUCCUUUGCCGGGCGCUGCCACUUGGAUGAUGACUCCGCCGUAG
Phanerochaete carnosa HHB-10118-sp is the source of this 231-nucleotide messenger RNA. RefSeq lists its product as uncharacterized. Lineage: Eukaryota; Fungi; Basidiomycota; Agaricomycetes; Polyporales; Phanerochaetaceae. The record is from RefSeq and is a predicted model, not a curated record. The transcript has a single exon. The coding region runs from base 1 to 231 and encodes 76 amino acids.